Dichomitus squalens LYAD-421 SS1 is the source of this 2302-nucleotide messenger RNA. RefSeq lists its product as uncharacterized. Lineage: Eukaryota; Fungi; Basidiomycota; Agaricomycetes; Polyporales; Polyporaceae. The record is from RefSeq and is a predicted model, not a curated record. The transcript is spliced from 3 exons. The coding region runs from base 1 to 1905 and encodes 634 amino acids.
AUGGCCACCCCAUCGUCCUCCGCGACAACUCCCUCCCCCAGGCUCCGCUAUCUGCAGCCUGCUGCGAGCGCGUCGACCUCUGCGGUUGUGCCCAACGGCCAUUUAUCCAAUGACAGCGACGAUAGGGAGACCUUGGCUAGGAGAAUCACGGCUGAUGCCCAUUUGGGAGAGUACUCCUGCCAUUUUUCGACGCAUCUUACACGCGUCAGCAUCGCAUCUCCCUCCAGGAAUCGCGCGAUAUUCACGUUGCAGAGGCUGUUAUCCGGGGAGACGCUUGCUCUCAGCCUACGCGCCCGUCUAUUGUACGCCAACUUCAAGGUCAAGAGUAACACGGCCAAUCACACGCUACACGAACUCGAUUCCCAGCUAUCCGCAGCGGGCAAGCAUACCCCAAAUGGCAAGAGGGUAGCCAACCACUUCGCCGACCCAGGAAGCCCAUCUAGCAACGCAGGAGGCCAGUCCUCGCGUUCCGCCGCACGGAAAGGUUCGAUGGCCCCGCCACCGCCCGUCACCGCUUCCGCUGCGCAGAGCUUGUUCUCCUCUCUACUGGCGCCGCCGCCUUCGAAACGGGCGCGCACAAUUCAUAAUCCCGAAGACCCGCCCGUGCCGGCGCCAGAGAAAGUGGUCGAGCAGACACGUUCUCCUCGACCACCGAAGGUCGCGCGUACACCAGAUGCGCAUGCGAAGUCGAAGUCGAAGAGAGCCGCCAAGGAGACGGCGUCGGCCAAAGGCAAGGGCAAGGGCAAGCAGCGCGUCACGGCAGAGGGCAGCUUCGAGACGGUAACCAGCUCGGUGGAAGAUAGGGAGAUUGACAUGGAAGCCGCUGCAACACUCACGACCCUGCUGCUCAACCAGCAGCGACCAUCCGUGUCGGCGACGGCGGGGUCGCCGCGGUCGAGCAUAUCGGCCGGCUCCGACCCAGGAUCCACGCACUCGUUCACACAAUAUGCGCAAAGCGCGGCCAGGACGGCGGCAGGUGGGAGCACGCCAGUGCCUUCGUCUUCCCAACAGCCUCUGUUCUCUAGGGCGCCACGCUCUACGGCUACCCCGCCACAUUCUCCUGCCCUGUCCCAAGCUUCUCCGGCCUUGUCCCACGCAGUGGCACGUCGAGCAAGCACAACCCAAGGCAGCAGCUUACGUCCCGAAGGCGCUGGCACGCCGAAAAUGACACCCCGUGACCGCGUAGAGGACACGGAUGCGGCGGACCUGCUCCUUCAUAUGGCUACCUCUCCUUCUCCGGUCCGACCCUCCAGCCUUCGAAACCGCGACGCUCGCGACGCCGCUGCCUUCCGCACCCUCUACGGAGGUGGAUCUGGUCCGAAGGGUCGCGUCCUGUUCUCGUCGGCGAGUGAAGACGGCCGUUCACCGCGGACGUUAUCUCGGGAGAUGAGCGGUAGCUUCGCGUCUAUAUCCAGUACUGCGACGGAGCCGGUGUCCCCUCGCACCAUACCCGCUAGAGCGAACGCGUCCCAAGUGCCGUCGAGACUGUCGACCGUUCAUGAUGCGUCACAGUCGAGUAGUCAUGGCCAUCUAGGCAUCCCGAUGCUACCGACUGUCACGCCGCCCACACCGACCGACCAGGCACCCCCACACCUACUGCCCGCCGCGCUGGGUGCUAACCAGCGACCAGCUGUUCGAUCUCCUGGACACUCUUCUCAGCCGCCUUCGGAUAAGCCAGCCCCCCGCACGCCCAAUGCGUCAUUUAGCCUCAGCGAUUAUAUGAACGUCUCCCCUUCUCCAGCUGCCGCCAUGCUCCCGUCGUCGAGAACGCCUUCGGGCCUAUCCUCACAAGCCGGUCGACGGUUAUUCGAAGACCACCAUAAGGUCAACGGGAGCGCCGCCCCGCCACAAUUGUACUCCAAGCCACCGUCCUCGCCCACGCAACACGCUAGCCUGCAGAGUUGAGCGGCCAGUCUCUAUCCUUGGGUGACCUCUAUAGAGGGUCCUCGUAUAUAUUCGGUCUUCGCUUGUCCUCUAUCCUUGAUUGUAUCGGUCUGCUCAAUAACGCGGCGCCGUCGAAGAUAUCGGACGGAGUUGUGCCCAUCUUGUACUCAAGCCCGCUUGCAUCCUGUAGCCUCUCUGCCCAUCCCGUCAGCCUGUGAUCCCCAACAACGAUAAUGCUCUAUUCCGAACGACCACGCCCGAGUUGUGUCGCCUGUCCAUGUCCCCUCACCACCUUGGCGAUGCACGCCUCGGGGUCUUGGUCAAUAUCGACAACGACAACACACUCCUCAUGUGCUAUACACGCCCCGCCAUGUCUUUCUCUGUCGAUACGCAUGUUCCACACUCCCGCUUCAUGACC